AUGAUGGAUAUCCCAUCGUCAAGUGGACAACACACUGAGAUAACGGGAGAACACAUUAGAGACACAUUGACCAGGUUGAGUUCAGUACCAGAUGUCAGCCUGUUAACGGCACUCCUGCUGUUUCAAAUACUAAUGAGUCCUUUGAAGAUGAUCUUAUGGUAUCCGAACAAAACGUAUCUAAAGAACACACAACCUGUGAAGUGUCCGAAGUUUCCAUUCCAAGAAGAUUCGAAAGAUUGCGAUCAAGACCACCACUGGACUAUAAACAUGCACACGCUCAUUCAAGGUGUGGCGGAUGCGAUGAACAUGACUGAUACUCUAUUCAUUUAUAUAUUCAUUAUUCCCUUGUUUGAAUAUUCCAUAUGCGGUAUAUAUAUGCCAAUUCGAAUACAUACGUGCUACUGGUUACGCUGCGCUGAAUUCUGGAUUUCUAGUUUGUCUGGUUAG
Opisthorchis viverrini is the source of this 447-nucleotide messenger RNA. RefSeq lists its product as hypothetical. The transcript is spliced from 2 exons. The record is from RefSeq and is a predicted model, not a curated record. Bases 1 to 447 code for a protein of 148 amino acids. Lineage: Eukaryota; Metazoa; Platyhelminthes; Trematoda; Opisthorchiida; Opisthorchiidae.